UCUGUGCAUAGUCUUCCUCGGUGUGGAGCUUUCCAGGAGCUGUGCACAUUCUUCUGGGACAAAUUCCGUCGUUGAAGAUCUGCAGAGAUGGAGGGCCCUCCUCCUUCCCCUUCCAGCUCUAAAUCUACGGAUGGGAGGCAGAUUUCAGCAUCUGACGAGUUUCAGAACCUGACAUUUAUGAGGCAACUGCAUGACAGCAACUUGAAAAAGAUGCAAACGCUCCUGGAAAUACAUCAGAAAAAGGUCAUGGAGCACGAAAAAGCUCUGGAGGAACAACAGGAAUUAGUCAAACUGAUUCGCAGAUCAGAAUUUCUUGAUGCUCACGAAAAAAAUAAACUCCUGGAAGACCUGAAGGCACUCAGUUUUACUCGUAUGUCUGGUGGAACCUGAUGCCAAUCAUGGAUCUCAGAUUGCACGAGUCCCUAAGACCCGGCAGCAAAUUAACUCAGCAAUGGAGGUGAAGAGAGUCACGGUUAUUUCUCGAGCAGUCAAGUAGUUCUUACUUAAACGACAUCCCACCAUGUGUUGGCAUUCGCCAGGGGCCCAGAGAGACGACAGUACAUUCUACACUUCAGUCAUGAAAAGCGUAAGGUCGAGGAGAAACUCAAGGAAUAAACAUAUUUCGCUUCCUCUAUUAACACAUUUCAAUCCUAGUUAUUUCCUCGUGAGUUUUAUCUA
Marchantia polymorpha subsp. ruderalis is the source of this 678-nucleotide messenger RNA. Lineage: Eukaryota; Viridiplantae; Streptophyta; Marchantiopsida; Marchantiales; Marchantiaceae. The record is from the annotation of a GenBank genome assembly.